AGCGGGAAAAGACUUGAAGCUUCUACUCCAACCGCCUUUUUGCUUAUCACCGGGUGAACAAACCACUUUCCCGGCUUCUCAUUGGGCAGGCGGCGACGCGUCCAAUCGCGCGCCAGGUGUCCCUCGGUCCGCUGAAUGGGGUAGGCGGAAGGGGGCAAAAAACAACGGAGAGGUUGCGAUUGGACGCGCGGGCUGCCCAAUGCGCAAAGAAGCCGGCGCCGAUCAGGGGGUUUGGAGGAGGAGGUGGAGGUGGUGUGCCCUAUAUGAACAUAGGAUUGGCCCACCUCUCCGGAGACGGACGUCGGCAACCGCCAGUUAACGCGAGCAAGGGGAGGGGAGGCGUGCUGGAAUCACACUUUUGCCUCGGGCUCGCCCUCUAUUGGUGGCCCUGAGCUCCAUACCCUCGUGGUUAAAUGUCUUGAGACCCGAGGGAGGAGGAGGCGGGCCUACGGGGGAGGAGAAAAGGGAGCGGAGGGAGGAAAGUCGGCGCCUUAUUGGCCGCCCGGCUGCGGGUGCUGGCCAAUCGCGCGGUGGAGGGAGAACCUCGGCGGGCCCCUUCUCUGCCACCCGGCCGUCCCCUCCCCUCCCCCCUCCCUGUCAGGCUUGGUAACGGCUGCCUUGGCUGUUCUCGCAACGCCGUCAGAGCCAGUCUGGGCUGCAGGGUGAAGGGAGCUACCACGCCCCCCUGCGCGGUCAUGGCGGGGGCAGCGCGACGCCCCUCUCUGGCCCCUGGUUUCCCUUGAAGAGGGGGCGGGUGUGUGUGGAGUGAGAGGCGCCCUUAAACCUGUGUAGGGAAGGGGAUGGAGGUGAGGGGGUGGCCGAGCGGAGGGAGAGCAAACGGCGGGGGUUGCUCUCCCUAGGGCGGGUAGGUUGAGGGGUGCGGGGCGCUGAGGGGGGAGAAGGGCCCAAGGGAGCCGCUGAGGGGCGAGGAGUUGAGGCGCGGGGGGCGCUGUCGAAAGAGUAAGGGGUCUUGAAACGGUGGGGGGCUGCGUCUGGUGGGCUCCCCCUCCCCAGAGAGUGGGGAAGCAGCUCUUCCGAGUUAGGUUUGAAUAGGAAGAUGGAGGGGGGUGGGAAGGGGUCGUCGGAAGGGGAGAGGCGAGGAGAAACGAGUGCAGAGGAAUUUGGGGAAGCGGGCGACUCGACAAGUUCGGCGUGUCCCUGGGAUACCAGAACCGGGACACCCGGUUGUGUGGAACCAACUGUUGGCCAAGUCGUGUGUUUUUUUGUUUUCACUUCACACUCCCCCCCCCCCCUCAUCUGCCUGCCAUUUCUCAGUUGUUCCUCGGCAGAGAAAUGAUUGCCUUCAGAACAGCGACACCUGUUUGGCUCUCAGUCGGCUUAGUUCCCGAAAAGCAGAAUUUGAGAGAGUCAAAGGCACCUGUGCAGUUUUCCCCCUUGGCUUUCUCAUACAUAUAUAUAUAUAUAUAUAUAUAUAUAUGAUUGCAGAUCAGGCCUCGUUGAUACUUUGGAGAAAUGGGGAGGGGUAUGUAUGUAAUAGACUGGUUCUCUCAAACUCAGCAUAAUAAUGCAGUGUGUAGGCAGUCCGAAAGUGGGGGGGAUGUUGGUAUCUGUAAAACAAACAAUUUAGAUGUAGGUUAAUUUGUCUUUCCACUUUUUUGUCUCAGCCCAAAGUAGCAUUCAGAGGCACCAGCCGCUAUUUGAAUAGUGCAGAGUCCAGUGGAAGACUGACGGACGUGUUCAAUAACGUUAUCAUGACAGGUUGCAGCUCCUUCUAUGAUUGCUACAAAUUGCAGGUUCAGUCAGUUUUUUAUCAACUUGAGAUAAUUUUCUUUUAGAAAUACAUUAGAGAGUUUUCAUAAUAAAGCAUUAUGUAGCAUUACACUAUUAGCAUGGUUCGAUUUGAUUUUACUGGCCUGAUAAUAAACACUGUAUUUGAAAUGCAUUAGAGCUGCUUCUCAUGUGAUUUCUGUACUUGAGUAAUAACAGGGUACUAUAAAUUAAAGUAAGCAUCAUGUGGGGGGGGGACACACGCUCUUUAUAUGUUACUCUAGUUCUGUGGUAUCCAAACUCCCAUCCUCCAGGGCAACUUGAAAAUUCCUCAGAUUCUUGGCAGGCUACAAUUAUUUUUAUGCCUGUUGUAGAAAUUGCAGUACAUUGUACUUGAUUCUGUAGAAUUUUUAAUUUUUACCUUUAUUGCUCCUUUUAGUUCUUAUAUAUUGUAUUUGAUUCAUUUUAUUAUAAUUUAAAGUCCGUCAGAUUCAAAUUGUAGUCCAGUAAAAUACAAUAUAAGAAAUAAAAGAAGAAAUAAAAAUACAAUUAAAAAUCAGUAUGGAGUGGCUAUGUCAUCUUCCACCUUCAGCCACAAAUUCAGACACGCUGCAGACCACCUGAAUGCAGCUUGCAGACCACGGUUUGGGAACCCCUGCUGUACUCAUAAUGCUCAUUUCCUUAUCAUCUGUGUCGUACAAUGAUAUCCAGGAGGGCAGCCGUCUAUAGUCAGUCUCCUGUCAUAUCCAGAAGAACUUGGAAGGAAUGGGACUACAUGAAAUACUUACCCUUCUAAUGUGUUACAUUUCAACACUCACUUCUAAGUACAUGAUAACUCAUUAUAGUUGAACUUUAAGUUAAACAUAUUUGAAAACUUGGGUGAAAAAGCAUAUGCCCAUGUUUGAAUGGCAGUUAACUCUAUUAAUGUGCAAGUUCUCCAAGGAGUUCCAGAGUGGUGUGUAUGGGCUUUCAAGCUGUUCUGAAAGGUAGAGUCCUUUUUUCCCCAAACACUGCUUGGGCGUCUAGUAGAAGUAUCCAAUGUUUUCAGUGAAUAGUGGACUUACUUUCUUUUAAAUUAUCUUCACACCCCCAAUUGCUGUAUUAGUGUGGUGCCAUGUCCUCUAGUUUGAUGAGCUGAUGUGCUGAUGCAGCCCUGUAGAUUGAUGAUCCAGGUUCAGAGGUAGUGUUUGACUGAAUACCUGUUUCUGGGACAACAGUGUGGCAGGGCUGUUUCUUUCUUGCUCUGUUAACUAGAUGGUCAUUUAGUUUGAGCUAAUUUGAGCUAGUAGGGUACCUCUUACUUUCUUGUAGAGCUACAUCAACUGCCCUAGUAAGCUACCUAUUGUAUGGAGUGCUAGACAAAUACAAAUUGUGAUAUAGAGAGGAAGGUUCAUACUUCUCCAUACCAUGAAUGGCUAGCAGUGUACAAACACAAAAGGGCUUUCUCUGGCAGUACCUCAUCUCUGAAACCCUUCUGAGGAAGACCAGGCAUACUUUUUGCAAGGCUAUGUUCAGGAAGAAUUUGAAUAAUUUUUUAUUUCUUAAGAUCAUUGGAAGGGGAUAGGUAUAUAUAGGCACUGUGGUUUCUAUAACUAAUCCUUAAUUAUUGAAAAUUGUCUCAAUGGAUUUUAUGUUGUUAGCUGCCUUCAGUACUCUUCAGGAAGAAUAGAUGGGGAAUAAAUUUAAUUAAUAAAUAACCCCAUCUUUCAGUGAGAGAGUAGUACACAAUAUCUUAACUCCCUUCUGACUGCAUCUGCAAAUAAAAUAAUAUAUCCUUUAAAAAUAAAAUUUCUGAAUAGCUAACUAUCUUCCAUUUGCUUCUCAGCUAAGCAUCCAGUUCUGAUAGAUAAUUUACAGGCAUCCUAACUUUUAAUGGGAUUUAAAAGAAAGGUUUAGCAAAUUCAGUUUAACACUUGCAUAUUAAAAGUUACUACUUAUCAGAUUGUCCAUAAUGAAUUUGUGCAACCAUAGCUGCUUCAAACAUUUUCGUAUUCUCACUUAGCCAUGAAUUGUCUAGCUCAGGUGGGCAGAAGGUAGAUUACUAUCUUCUGAAAGAUCUUGGAGUAAUCUACUCCAAGUAUAGUAGUUUGGCAAGUAUAUCUGAUUCUCACUUGUUUAACAAAUAAAGAAAGCUUGUGUGAGGGAAAUGAGGGAUUUUUAAUGGAAAAGUAAUGUAAACUUAGUUCUGAUAGGAAAAAAAAAAUUUAAAGCCUGAAGUAAAACCUGCUUUAGGUCUUAUACAAGUCUUGUCUCUUUAGCUCCUUAGCAGUUGGUAUUGGUUGUUAGACUUGAUGCUGGAAUAUAGAACUAGAAAAUAUUUCAAAUUCAUUUUUCCAAACAUUAAAGAGAAUUGUAAAAUAUUUUGUUCAUUAAAAGUACUGUAUAAAUGAUAAUAUAUGUGAAUGAACAGCCAUGGAAACUGAACAAGCAAUCAUUUCAGCAAUUAAAAUUCAAUGCAUAAGGCGUAACUCAGUUUUCAUUUUCAAUUACUUUGAUCAGGUAUCACAGUGCAUUUAUAAGCUUAUAUUUCCCAUGGAGACAGAAUGUGUUGUAUACCACAUGGGCUUAGGCAUGCAGCAUUACACACAUUACUCUAUUGCUGGAUGUUUUCCCUGGACAUCACACUUUCGUGCAUCCAGUAUACAAAACUGUGGAUUAGGAUUACUUCAUUGGGGGUCAUAUGAUGAACACAUCACUUUGACAUACUUUAUUCAUUUACACAAGUAAAACUGAUUGCACACUGGAUGCCUUAGUAAUAAAUGAAAUCCAAAUAGAAUUCCCCAUAGUACAAAGUGUUUUAUAAUAAAAUUUAGCCCAACAAGUAUAAAUUAUCUUCCACUAUGCAAAAUCCUGCUGAAUUGUGUUAAGUUUCAACAACAAAUUCCCUUUAACUGGGAGAAGUAAUAACUUACUCCUACCUCAGAGAUUAAUUUGGAAACAAAUUUUAUUUAGUGUUGUUUACUGGUUUUCUUAGAAACUAAAAAACAGAAGUAUGUUAAAUUAGGGAACAUUAUCUCUGGAACUGUGGGGGGAAAUACUCUCAAGGGUUUUAAAGCAAAAUGUAGCUAUAUUUGUGGUUGCUAUUAUAUACCUUUGCUGUAGCCUAUUUCAGAUCAGUAAAAGUCCCCGCCCCCCUACCCGUCAAAGUGGCUGAGUAAUCUCUCUUUAGUGUGUCGUGAUCUGGCUCCUUUGCAGUAGUCGUGGGGACGACUAGUACUGUCUGGAAUCAAUUAGCUGAACUUGAUGGCCUUUGGUCCUUUCCAACCAAUUUAUUCUCAAUUUAGGAAAUUAAUUAUGAAAUUAAUGCAUUAAAAUUAAUAUUUUUAAUAUUAAUUUUCUCUUCUUGAAUUUAAAAUACAGAGUGAAGAGAAUGUAGACUUACGGCAGACUUACAGUACUUCAAUUUCUACAGCUUCUGAAUGUUCAAACCACGCUGAUUCAUCUCUUUUCUAUGUCCCAUGGUCUACAUAUGCAGAUGAUAUUAAACAACCCCCUAGUUCUCAGAUUAGUGUAAAGAACAGGUACAUAAUUUAACUGUUAUAUGACUAGGAAGAGAAAAUUGUAUGGUAAAUAGUUUGCUUAUUUUCAUUGCAUUAAUUGCUAGUUUCUACAGAAGGGUACAAAUUGACAAUACAUGUCCAAAAAACAUGAUGUGUUUUUUGGAGAGAAUUUGUGAAUGGUGGGUUUUUAUUUUUCAUGUUCAGAAUCCAUCUUGAUUCUAUAGUUGGUGUCAGAAUUGAGUUCUUUUCAGGUCAGGCUAGCAACUCAGAAGUUUUUUUGCUUUUUGAUGUAGAAUGCAGCUAUGCUCACUUUCUUUAAUUUAUAUUGCUUUGAUUUGUUCCAUAUAUUGUAAAGGUGUCUGUCAGGCAUCAGCCACUUCAUUCUGUUCUUACCACCUAUUUAUAGCAUAUGAGAAUGAGCAACUCCUCUGAAGCUUUCCUGAUUGGGUCUGGGUGGGUGUGGAAAUCCUGAGCCAAACUUAGAACUCAGAAAGGUAUUAUUAUACCCUCUUCUAUACCCCAACCACACUCCCCCUGCCCAUGUCAUUGGCAGGAGCAGCAGAGGGAGUUGAAAAGAAAUACUUCUUUCCUUUUCUCACCCCCCUCAGUCUAAUAGAAAAUGGAUUUGUGGCUGUAGUUAUUUCAAGAGCUCCUGCAGUUGCAUGAACUGUAAGAACUGCAUCUUCCAUAGUUCACUGCACCCCAUCACACUUGGUAUAAUCUACUGCACCACAUCAGUGAGGGCAAAAGAAGAGGGGAGCAAGCGAGCGAGGGAAGAGAAAAUUUAUUUGUGCUUCUGUUGUUUUUCCACUGAUGGGGGAAGGAAGAAUGUGGGAAGGAAGGGUAAUGUUCAGAGUGCGUAGCAGGGAUGGCAUUAGGGUGUGGAGAGGAGUGGCAGAUUUUUAUUUGAGUGGGAGAGGAAGUUUGGAGUAUGUAAAAUAGGUGUUAGGAACCUUUGGCCCUCUAGAUAUUGCUGAACUACAACUUCUAGCAAGCAUGGCCAAUGGCAAUGAAUGAUUGGAGUUAGAGAGCUGAAGUUUCUCCACACUUGCUAUAAAACAUACCUUUCCUUUUGAGGUGGGUUUUCCAGUGCCCUGAAAUAUUCUGAGCCUGGCUUGGGAGAAAUUUGCCAGCACCACUAGAACUGGGUUAGUGUACGGCAUAUGUCAAAGGAUAGAGGUGUGAUUUAGAUGAUCUUGAGAUCCUGGUAUAGCCCAUUUAAUCUAUGGAUCCUUUAUUUGGAAACUUUCCCAGUGUUUCAUUCUUCUAUGGAAAUUUUCUAUUUCAUAUAUUUAUUAGCAACAAUGAAUGGGAGCCAAAUGCAAAUACAGCAUUGUGCAAAUACAAUAUUAGGCAAAGUUGGUAAUUUCACAUUUCUAGCUUUGUUUAUUAAAGUAAAAUAAACAUGGCCAGUAAGAUCAGUCUAGGGCAUAAGAAAAUUGAUACAAAUUACCUGAGUUCAAAAUCUUGUGUUAAACCACACCACUGUUUAUCAGUUGAUUUCCUUACAACAUAGUAACAUCAUUUUUCUUCCUGCUGUCUAAAAUCUUACAAGAGAUUGUUUAGCUGGGCUGCCUCAACUUGGAGUGGGGAAGCUGGUUCACCAGGCUUUUACUUUUAGCUCACCAUGCUCUUUUUGGCAAGCCAUGCCUACCUGCUCCAUACAUGACAUCAGGUGUGAGGCAGGUAAGGGCAGGGCUUCAAAGGAACAAUUGGGAGCUUAAAAUGAGUUGCCAAUUGUUCCUUUGCUACAGCAAGACAUUCUUUUACUGCCCCUUAGCUGAUGGGUGGCAGAGGCAGCCUUGCUCCAAGAGGGUUAAGCAGUUCUAAACCGCUGAAAAACACAGGUGGGUGGGACCUCCAGUUUAUCAGCAGUUUCAAUGGAAACCAUUUCUCCAUCCCUAUACUGCUUCUUUGACUUCUGACAACCAGAGGUUCAAGGAGCAGUGUGGGACUGUUUCAAAGCUCCUUUGCAAGCAGCCCCACUCUGCUGCUUGAACCUCCUGUUUUGAGAGGUUCAUGGAGCAGCAUGGAGCUAUUUACAGACUUUCAAACAGUCCUGUGCUGUGCUUUGAAGUCAAAGCUCAUUGUCACCUGAUAUCACGAUGAUGGGUGAGUGACAGGUUGGUGGACCUGCUCACCUGUCAGAUUUGGCCCAGCAGGGGUAGGGAGAUAAGGAUCUGACCUGCCAACCAGAAAAAGUUUCCCACACCUGUCCUUGGGGUUUGCCUGCAGCAGGGAUGAACACAUUGUAUGUGGUUCAAGUCUGCAUGCAGUCAAAUAUGCGCAGUCUGCAUGUGAGGCGGACAAGUUAAAUUAUUGAAUCAUUUGUAUAUUCCACUCAUCGACAGGUUUAACAUGCUGUCAUUCAUAAUAGUCUGCGGGAAUUCUGAACCGCAGGCUCUCAUAAUAUGUCUGGGUGUACAAUGUACUAUAAAUAAUCUGAACAAAAAAAGAACUUGCUGGGCUUCAAGUCAACAUGAUGGUUGUGACGUGGGUCUUUGACAGCUUGGGAAGCAGCACAGUCAAGAGGUUAAAGGGAUUUUGAUUUUCUUCCCCCUUUUGUAGAUGGUGAAAUGUCUCAGUGGUCUACAUUCAGCCUUUACAUUCCAUGCUAGCUCUCAAACAAUCUGUUAAUGUGUGAGAUCUUUGUGGAACACAGGCAGCUCUAAAAGCUGCAGUUCCAGGAUAUUGUUGAUUUUUUUUUGGUGGCAAAUGUUAUAGCUAGAAAUAAUAGAAAUGUAAAUAUGAAUAUAGGCAGACAUUCUUAGCAAAUACUUAACCUACUUUUCUCACCCCACUUAGGAUUCAAACAGAAAGAAAUGACUAUGGCAGUGAAACAGACUUAUAUGGACUUGUGUCUAACAUCUUGGAAGAACAAGAUAAAUCUCAGCCAUAUUUUGCUGACGGGUUGGUAAUAUAUUCAACAUAGGAUAGUAAUUUCCUACACAUCUACUCACUUUUUCCAACUGCUCUUGUUCCACUGAGAAUAUUCUGCAUCUGCCAUCAGUGGAAGCUUGUAAUUUCUGCUGCCAUUAUCAAGAAGGCAGUAAUGCAUAUUAACCUGAAUCUUACAUUUUUUUAUUAGUGUAUUUGUGGUUUUGGCAAGUACUUUAAACAGCUUAUUACACAUCAUUCAUAUAUAAAGAUGUGCAUUAAAUAAGUGGUAUGCCAACUACAUGCAGACCUCAAGUAUCGGUUUUGAACCCCCCCCCCCCAAAAAAAAAAAGUUUAGUGUGAUCUAGCUUGAUACAUGUCUCUGGCUUUCACAGUCUUCAUUUGAAAUUAUACCAAUAGCUCUGACAACACACUGGCCAUGGGACAUACCAAAAGUAAAAAUAAAGAUUAGUAUAAUCGGUUAAAAUCUAUGUAAGGAAUUGUGCAACUGUUUAUGUUUCAUUCUUGUAGGGCGUGCGCCUCCAACUUAAAAUCAGUAUGGCCUGUGAGCACAACCCGAUUUACAGACCACCCUGACCUGCUGUCGGAAACAAAGAGGCCAAUAGAUGGAGCCAUCCCUCAACAGACUUUUUAUGGUGGAGAAACUUUGCCCGUGUCUGACAAACAGUAUAUGCAUGCUGGUCCUGUAGCAUUGCAACAGAAAGUGGAUGACCUUUACCAUGGGCUCACUAACAUCGACAUUGAUGAGCAAUGGCUGUACCCUUCCAGGAAUGAUCAUGUCAGCUGUUAUAAUAUUCAGAACAAUGAGAAUGCAAAGACACCACAGUUUCAAGACUAUUCAUAUGUGAAAACAUGUUUUGCCCCACAAACCAGUCUUUUAGAAGCAAUAAAAGAAUCAGGAGCAGAUACUUAUGCUUAUGGAAGGGAUAAGGUAGGUCCUAAAGGACAUGAUGCACAGGUGCACCAAAAGAGAGCUGAGAUGCUUCUUUCACAAUUCAGUAGAUAUGGUGAAAGUGCAGAUUAUUGUAGAUACCUGGAUUAUUCUCAUCCAAAUAAAACAAAGCAUAAUAAAAAUGCAAAUUAUAAUGUUCAAGAGAGUAAAAAAUUGCCAAGUGGAACACCUGAGUUACCAGCUUUAGAUACUGAUAAUUAUAGUAAACUUUUUCAAAAUAAACCAGCUGUUCAGAAGAAAAUGGAAGAUGUCUCUUCAGAACAGCAGAAUUUUACAUUUCAAAAGACUACCGGACUCAUGUCAGAAAAGCAGUUUGUGAAUGAAAAUUCAUUUACCCCUGACUUUGGUUUAAAAUCAGAUUUUGCCCUCAAAUCUCACACAGCUGUUUCGGGGAGUGGUGAUUUUGCAAAUGCUACAGAAAAUUCAGAAUAUUUCAAAUCACUGAAUAUCUUAUCAACAAACCCAGUAACUUCUUCAUCAGGCACAAAUCUAAGGCCAACAUGGAUCAACAUACAGACUAAAAACAGUUCCUCCAUCCCUAUUCGGAAUCAAAGCACCUUGAUAAAGUUGAAUAAUCAUUUAACUGCUGGUUCAAAAGGUUCCAAUCAUUCUUAUGAUUUUUCUCAGUUGCCAUCAAGCAAUGCAACUUUAAGCAAUAAUUUGUUGCUCCAGAAAUAUUGCCAAGAAAACCCCACAGUAUUUUCCGGUUUUGAUUUCAAUGAUAGCAACGCUGGAGACAGAGUUCAGUCUGCCGGUCAUACAGAAGGAAUGGGUAAGGUAACAGAAGAAAGUCUUUUUGAGUCCAUGAUUGACAAAAAAAUCAAACCAAACGGUUUUUGUGAUAACUAUACACAGCAAUAUGGGAUCAUUGAAAAUGUGAACAAGCACAAUUUUCAAGUUAAAUCACAGAAUGGACAUUAUGAUGCUGAGGACGGACAAAAACAUCUAGAUGGACUGUCACAGAAUACUUACCAAGAUUUACUGGAGUCUCAAGGUCACUUCAGUAGUCACAGGCAAGGAAGUGGAGACAAUAUUGUCAGUAACCGUGUGAACCGCACUCAGGCUUCUUGCUUUUCAAACAAUUUCAUGAUGGGUGACUUGAGGCACAGUCCAAGUGUUCCACAGCUUAAUUCAAACAGAUUUCCUUUGAAAUCUACCCAUCCUUUUGGGCAUUCUGUCAUUCCCCUGAUGGAUUCUUAUGAUUUGUUCUCCUAUGAUGAUUUAAGCCACUUGUACCCUUAUUUUAAUGAUAUGAUGUACGGAGACAAUUCUUUCACAGGCUUCAUGCCAACAUUUGGAUUUCAAAGACCAAUGAAAACUAGGAGUGGGUCAGCCAGUGAACUUCAUAUUAGGUUGGAAGAAUGUUAUGAACAAUGGAGAGCUUUGGAGAAAGAACGGAAAAAGGUAAGAAGAAACAUGCAUAUCAGAAGGGAGUACAAAACGGGGAGUAGAUACAGCAGUGAACAGAAUCUUUGAAAUUACUUAAUAAGUAUAUUGAGUAGUUUCAAAUAUUCUGUUCACUACUGUAUCUAAGAAACAGGAGGAUUAGGCUAAGCUUAUAGGAACAGCUUUCUUAUCAAUGCCUAGGACCAGAGACAAGGAACAGGUUUGGGCUGCUCAGUCUUCAGUCCUGAUCAAUUGGAAAUUGCUGGCACAGUUGUUUAAACCAGUACUACUUUAGAGAGGUCAGGGUCUUGUUAAACUGUUCGGUAAUCCUUGUUAAAACAGCCUCAAGCUUGUCAGAAAACAUAAAUGUAGUGCAGGUCCAAGAACUGAUAGUUUUGAUUGCUGCAAAAUCUUUUUGUGGACCACUUGAAUGGAAUUUGCAGGCAAGAGGCAAUUUAGUUUCUAGCCUCUAAAGCCCAAUCGAAAAAAAAUACUUCUGACAGUUUUCCUAACAUUCCACAAUUCUAUUCUAGCAGCCUCCUUUGAGCUCAUAUUCCUGCAUUUUUUGCAACAUAGUAGCAUUUUAGAAUGUCACUUGUGCUUGCUGGAGCUAAAUCGUUUACUUAGCUGUAUGAUGCAGCUUUGAUUGCGUAUUAAAAGACCUACCGUAUUGGCCCCGAUAGAAGCCUCCCCGGAAUAUAAACUGCUCCCUUAAAAUUCUGCAGGCACUCACAUCACACCCGUUCUGUUUUACCGUAUGUCUGUUUCAGCAGUGAUAUCGUAAAAGCCAAUUUUUGUAAGGUCGCAAAUUUAAGCCGCACAUUAACUUUUCACGGUCGGAAUUUGUAAAAAAAGAGGCUUAUACUCCGGCCAAUACGGUAUAUACAUAAUGCAUAUUCUAAAUUGUUGUGAUACGUUUUUAGUUCUAACACUGUUCCAAUAUAAUUGGUGUUUGGAAGUUAAAAUAAUGGACAUUAAAAUAUGCCUGUUUUACUUUUUGAAGGCUCUGAAUGUAAUUUAUGGUCUGUUAAAAUUAGUAGGGAAACCUUCACACUGACCAUUGUAGAUCUAAAUUGUACCCUUUCUACAGAAUUCUGCAUAAUUCUUAUUCUCUGCAGGCAGCAUGGCAACAAUUAGUUAGUUAUUUUGCAAUACUUUGGGUAACAAUAUUUAUGUUUUGUUUUCAAUUUGCUCCCUCAGCUGCAGGUGUGUUUUGCUUCUUGAGAUUUUGAAUUAUUCUAGUCCAGCUCAACACCCUUUGUCAAAUUAGAAAUAGGAUGCUGAGUUUUGUAACUAUAGGUUACUACACUAUUUUUUAUAAAUAAAGGUUACUACACUAUUUUUUAUUUUCGGGAGUUUGGGUUUGGCUUCACAACUGAGAUGCCACUAAUGGCUGUGUUUCAAGUAGAUACCCUCAUCAUUUGUAUCCCAAAAGAAGAAUAAAUCAAGUUUCCUAUAAUAUACUCCCCAUAAUUUACCGUCUGUAACAUGACAGAUUAAUUGUAUCUUUUCCAGACUGAAUCAGCUCUUGCCAAGAAUUACCCUGGGAAGAAAGUGUCUAGUACUAACAACACUCCAAUUCCAAGACUGACAUCAAAUCCAUCCAGAGUUGAUCGCUUAAUUGUGGAUCAGUUACGAGAACAAGCCAGAGUGAGUUAUUUAAUGUCAAAAUACCAAAUUUUGACUAGUUUGGACCCUUCACGCCCAAGACCUUAUCAGCCUCUUCUGCUCCCCAAACUGGCACAAGUAUGCCUCUAAUUCUGUCUCUCCUGAACAUCGGAAUUGUGAUGCUAGAUGUUCCAAACACAAAACGUAUAUGGUUGUUGGAGGGUAUCCGCAUACGGGUUGUUCCUCCCAAUUGUUCCAGUUGGGAGGACAAUGCAAAAUAGCUUUGUGUACUCCAUUCUGUGUGAGGCAGAGCCAGUCCUAAUUCCAGUUCUAUCUGUCUACAAUUUACAAAACCUUGGCAGAGGCAACAGAUUAAAAAAAAGGAGACAUUUUGUCUGCUUCUUGGCUUCAGACCCUACUAGACUGGUCUUCACAGCGUAGGAAACCCCAGCAGUGCCUUCCCUGAUCCUCGAGCCCUUUGGGAAGCAGAAAGGUUAGAAAGGCAACGCACUCCAAAGUCGGACCAUUUCAUCCAUGCCUGAAAAUUGGAACAAAUCACACAAAAUGAAAUGAAAACACAGGGCCAAACUACAUGUGUGCAAAUGGAAGCUCAGUGGCUUCUUCUUUGCUUUGCUCCAAAAGCUGCUUGAGAAAUGGCAAGGAGGAGGCACUUAAACCUGUCUCCAUCUCAAAUUACCUCUCUAAGUGAAAUAUGACAACCUUAAUGGGGCUGAAGUUCCAGGCAAGUUGGGAGAAGUGAUGUAGUAGAUCAGAGGGCAUCAGAGAUGUCCUGUUUCAGUCUUGUAAAGCAAGGAUUGGAUUAGUACCCAGUGCACAUGAACUCACAUCUUACAGCAGGCUGCACACAAGAAUACCUGCACAUUCAACUGUAGAAAAGGUGUUUGGUUGUAGGGAGUGGGAACUGGAAAAAAGGGAGAAAAGUUCAAAAAGUUGGGGAAGUGAUUAUGUAGUUUGGUUCAUAGUCUUCUGACCUACUUUGGAUUACUUGAUUAGCAAGGCAGCGCUUAUCUUCUGAAAAGUCAUUUCAUAGGGAAAUCUGGUCAUUUUUCACCAUGCAUUUCUUUUGAGGUCCUGAUCCAAAAUGGGUUAUCAAAACUUUCCCUUUGCUUUCCUGGCCAAACCUCCUGGCACUGUCCUUUCUGAAGCUGUCAGUGUAGUUCUUAAUCUGUUUUCUGUAGGUUCCCACAGCCAACCUGGUAAACCUCCUAUAGGCUAGUCGCUUUCCCUUGCCCCCCAAUCAAAUCCAUAUGUUCCUUCGUUGAGUUAAACCAGAUAUAUUUAUUUGCCUUAGAACUGCAUGGCUUUGCUGGCAUGAAAAUGUGGUUCUCCCGUGUAAAAAAACCCCAAUAAUUUAACAGAAUUCAUUGGGAUAUGGGAUGUUUUCCUUCCUUGGUGAAUUUAGUUUUGAUUGAUAUAUACAUACAGGCAACUCAAAAGUUCAACAAAGGGCAAGGAUGUAACAAUUCAGAAGUGUGCCUUGAAUUUAUGCUGUUUGAAUUUUAGUGCUUUCUGUACUUUGGGGAAGAACUUGGUUGUGCCUUGCUGGAUUCAAGAGGGUAAUUAGCAGUGAAGGCUGAUACAUUAGAGCACGCCCAUCAGUCUUGAUUUCUCCAGGCCCACCUGCCUUCUCAUUUACAACCAGUUCCAGAGGGUGGCUGUGGCUAUCUGCUUCCCCCUUAGCUUCAGUUUUCCCUUAGUUGGUGCCACCUCCAUUUGGUGUUGCGCCCCUUUUAAAGCAGAGGUUGUAUGGCCAUCUGUCAGGGGUGCUUAGUUGCAAUUCCUGCUGCAUUGCAGGGGGUUGGACUAGAUGACCUUUGGUAACACCUUCCAACUCUACAUUUCUAUGAUUCCCACCCUACAAGUCCCAGUGACCAUCUACCACCACUGGUGAUAAAGUUUGUAGCUUAAGAAACAUGGUUUUAUAUUUAUGCAUUGUGCCUUGAUAAACUGACAAUUAAAAAAAAUCAGUAAAGCAAUGCAUUAUAAUUUCCUGGAACUAACCUUUAACUAAACUAUUGGUGUACAGCUGAAUUAAACUUCAGUAUUACAUUAUGACUUUGGUUCUAAAUACCCAUUAGAAUUGUUUAAGACUACAGUAUGUUGUUAAAGUGAAUUAGGAAUCAGCCUUUUCAGUGCCAGGAUAGCAUUACUUAGGAACCCUAUAUAGGUUUAUGUUAAGAUUAUUUUGAAAUCAACAGGGUUCAAAACUUUAGCUUCUCAUUUGCAUUAGAUGACCUUGAAACGCUUAAAUUAAAAAACCCAUCUUGCUAUAUGACUUGGGGAUCUGCUCUUUGAGAAACACAAGACCAAAAGCUAGUUACAUGGUUCCGAUUUAAAUGAGAUGUUUGUAGCUGUGGAUUUAUAGACAGACAUCAACAUACCUUAUAAGAACUGCUAUAUAGGAAGGAAGAGAACUAUGAAAGAAUUUAAAUUGCUCUUCUUUAAUAUUUGCAGGUUGUGACUCUGCUGGGAAAAAUGGAACGCCUGCGAAGUUCUCCUCUUCAUGCUAACAUCUCUACUGCUCUUGACAAGCACCUGGAAGCAAUUCACAUUGUGCAGUCCCGUAGAAAGGAUGAAAUUGUCAAUGCUUCACAUCGGCAAAGACAAGGAGCUCCCAGAUGUCAAGAUGAUAGAGGUGCACUUUUCUUUUAAUAUUUGUUCUCCCAGUUUCUCUGCCUGGAGCUGUUUCAGGGCUUUUGCUCCAAAUAAGAGAGGCAUGUUUAAUAUUUGGUUGAAAUUUACACACCUAGCAAAGAGUAAGCACAUUGUGUACUAGAUAACAAUUUCCAAAGUAGUAUUAGAUUCAGUAGGAUUUCACCAAGGCUGCUUUGGAGUACAGUGGUACCUCGGGUUAAGUACUUAAUUCAUUCCGGAGGUCCGUACUUAACCUGAAACUGUUCUUAACCUGAAGCACCACUUUAGCUAAUGGGGCCUCCUGCUGCUGCCGCGCCGCCGGAGCACAAUUUCUGUUCUUAUCCUGAAGCAAAGUUCUUAACGUGAAGCACUAUUUCUGGGUUAGAGGAGUCUGUAACCUGAAGCAUAUAUAAGAACCCGAGGUACCACUGUAAAUGAUUUGAUCACUACAAUCCAAGAAUUGCUGUGCAAACAAAUUCUUUUGACUAUGGUGUAUUGACUGCUAAAUCAGUUUACUGCCAUAUACUGUAAGUCUCCCCUGGCACUUUUGGGUUUUCAUUACAGUGCUAAACAUUGGUACAAGGUUCAGAGUUGAGAUGCCAGAUUACUUGAUGCAAUGCAUCCAGAAUGUCUUCUGGAAUUAAAGAGUGGUAUUCCAUCAUGUACACUGGUUCUUCUUUCAUGCUGUUCUUUUUUACCCAGGGGUCAGCAACCUUUUUCAGCCGUGGGCUGGUCCACUGUCCCUCAGACCAUGUGGUGGGCCAGACUUUAUUUUGAGGGGGGAAAUGAAUGAAUUCUCAUGCCCCACAAAUAACCCAGAGAUGCAUUUUAAAUAAAAGCACACAUUCUACUCGUGCAAAAACACCAGGCAGGCCCCACAAAUAACCCAGAGAUGCAUUUUAAAUAAAAGGAUACAUUCUACUCAUGUAAAAACACGCCGAUUCCCAGACUGUCCGCGGGCCGGAUUGAGAAGGCGAAUGGGCCGCAUCCGGCCCACGGGCCUUAAAUUGCCUACCCAUUUUUACCCACCAUAUGAAACAGUGGUAAUUGGAACACUCUGAAUUAUGUUAGUGGAAUGCACGAAAAAAACACUCCACCACUCUUUUUUAAGGAGAAUUAGGAGACCCAAACUCCUUUAAGGAGCGAGAACUUGUACUCACAGAUGUCUUCUGCACUCACUACUUACAAGGGACUUCAUGGAGAAUUUAGUCUCUAGGCCCUGCCAAUAGUAGGAUUUCCCAGCCUUUCAUCAUCCCUAAGAGAUGUUUAUCCUUUAUAAGACAACUAUCAGUUAUUGUUUACAUGACUUGUAGGGAAAGCUGCUUCAUUCACAUUAUGCUUGACUGAUUAGCUCAGAAAUCUUUAUCUCCUUGAAUAUCUCUUGCAAAUGGAUUAUUGAAAUAAUGGGAGGUAUGCAAAAACACAAAUGUAAGUUUAGCUGUUUAGCUGUUUCUUUUUGCUUCACUGAGUCUUUGAAGAAGUUCCUUGUGGAUUCUGUUCUUUAGGGAGAGAAUGUGUAUUUGGCAUUCAUAAUUUGCAUACCUUGCAUUUCUACCACUGUUCAAACUGACAGGAAUUAUUCUUGUACAACAGCCAGUGAAAGCAGCAAAACAUUAAUGCAGUUUUCUGUGCUAAAGUACACAAUUUUGAACACUUCAAAAGAGUAGCAACAUCAAAUAUUGUUUCCCCCCCAUCUCAGAUGUUUUUGCUCUUGCGCUGGCCAUUAAAGAGAUGUGCACAGCAACACGCAAAGCUCGCACUACGCUGUGGUGUGCCCUUCAGAUGACCUUGCCAAAAACAACCCCGACAACUGGAACAGCGGAUGUGGAAAAAGCCUUACAUGAGCUAGUCCUACCUGAAGAUAAGACCUAUGAACAGAUGAAUAGUGGCAACCCUGCGAUCCAGAGGGGAGAAACAAAAAAACAUUGAGGAAAAAAUAGAGAUAAUAGAUAUGGAUGUAUUAUAGCACUGUACUAAAUAUUGUAAAUGAACUUUUAAAGCUUUCCUUCCAAAUUAAAAGUAAAGAGAUAUGUGAACUGAAGUUUGCUUAUCCUAAACCCAGCAGCUACCUGCUGAGUAGCUGUUAACGCAAGCCAAGAAGCCUUUGAUGUUAUCAGAAUCAAUAUAUUGACUGGGCAGAUCUAACGUUAUGUUAAAUAAAUCAGAAAGUUUUAAACUGCCAAAGUAGAACUUAAAUCCAUUCUACAGUGCAGGCAUAUGCAAUGAUCAUUCUGCCUGUGUGAUACAGUUCUUUUAGAUUUCGUUAGUAAUUCUGUUUUCAAAUAAUGAAUUUGAAUUACUGUCACAUGUUACUGUGUGCAGUCUAGUAACAGAUAAGUUUUGAUUGUGAUAGAAAAAGAAUUUGUUCUCUUUAGACAAUGAGUACCUGGAAACAGGAAGGAAACAAAGCUAAACAUACCCAGUAUGAAUGUUAAAUGAAAAUAUUUAAAAAUACUUAUUUAUGAAUUUGAAAUCUUAAGAAUCUAAAAGAAAUUGACCAGAUUUUCUUAAAUUAGUGAUAUUAUAUAAAGCCAUUAUCUAACCAUGCAUGUUAGGGAACAUUAAAAAAAAACUUGCAAAAAUCAUUUGUACCUAUUUUAAAUAAUAUCAAUAUUAUCUGUUAAAAGUAUUUAAAUGUGAUCAAAAUUACAUUUAUAUAAUUGAGCCUUUAGCAGUUGCACUGCAGCUGAAAUAAUGAAUAUUUUAACACCCUUGGUUUACUACUUUUAAAGAGGGUAUCAAGAAGUUCUGAAGUGCACUUUCUUUGACGUUAACUCUUUAGCCAGUUUGGUUUGAGAUUGUUUGGUGUAUAUUUUGUUUUCUUAGUUUGCUUCUGCAUACUUUAGCACUGUUGAAUGCUUGGUUUUUUUUUCUUAAUAUCUGAUCUUUUUAUUGUAUGUGAGUAAUUUAUUCAAUUAGCAUGUUAUUAUGUGGCUCAGGCGAUCUUGGGUUUUAACAAUCUAGCAUGAAGAUAAAUACAUAAUGUCUGGAUAAAAUUUACUUAUCUACCCUUGGUUAGGUACACAGAUAUUUUAAACAUCUGUGUUCUUCCAACUUUUAGAAAUCCCGGUAUGCUAAAAAGUGUAAUCAAACUACAAAUUGCCUUUAGAUGAUGUAAGGGACUGAUUGAGAUUGCAGGAGAAACUGUAGGGGACCAUUUUGAUCAUUGAUACGACUUUCCAUGCUGCCCACAUAAACUUCAUAAGGCAGCAGACUCAUACCACCAUACCAUAGUAGCCACAAAGAUGGGUUGAAUUUUGACAUUGAUACGUUACAUGUUAUGAAAAUAAAUAUUGUACUAUCUUUACUCUCGCCUAAUAAACUGGCUUUUUGUUGAAAAGAAUGCUACAGUUUCUACGUUUGUAUUCCUAUCUUUGGAAGUAAUUCAGGCUCUUGCUAUCAAGAGUUUUAUGUCAAACCUGAGGCCUCCAUAGCAGAUCAUGUCCCUCUCUGUUUUAUCACUACAGUGGUGCCUCGCAAGACGAAAUUAAUCCGUUCCGCGAGUGUCUUCGUCUAGCGGUUUUUUCGUCUUGCGAAGCAACCCUAUUAGCGGAUUAGCGCUAUUAGCGGUUUAGCGGCUAUUAAAGGCUUAGCUGCUAAAAGGCUAUUAGCAGCUUAGCGGC
Podarcis lilfordi (Lilford's wall lizard) is the source of this 18350-nucleotide messenger RNA. The record is from the annotation of a GenBank genome assembly. Lineage: Eukaryota; Metazoa; Chordata; Lepidosauria; Squamata; Lacertidae.